Cylicocyclus nassatus is the source of this 942-nucleotide messenger RNA. Lineage: Eukaryota; Metazoa; Nematoda; Chromadorea; Rhabditida; Strongylidae. The record is from the annotation of a GenBank genome assembly.
AUGCAUCGAUUUAAGAUCGAAGCAAACGAUCUGUGGAAGGAGAUUCAGCAGAAACAAUUACACCUCUCCAUUCGUCCACACAUACAAAGAAAGAAGCGGCAGGGCACCUACACCGUUGCAAGUGCAGCCGUAGUGCAAGGAACUAGUUGCCGUUGCGAUGAAAAAUGCCCACCUGGUCCCCCAGGACCUCCGGGACCAUCUGGUCUUCCAGGUUAUCCUGGAAUACCUGGUACUGAUGGAAAAAAUGGGAUCAACGGUGACCAAAUGUUGUUGGGAGCAGUGAAGACAUGCAUAAGGUGCCCGCCCGGACCGCCUGGAGAUUCCGGGGCCGAUGGCGCCUUAGGUGUGCCAGGCAAACCCGGUCAACCUGGAGCAGAUGGAAGGCCCGCUAGUGCUGGAGCAGUGGGCCAACGCGGACCAGCUGGUCCACCCGGAGCUGCAGGCCGACCAGGCGUACCUGGAAGUCCCGGCAAACCAGGAGCGAAUAAAAUUAGAAGAGUGAACCUGCCUGGACCGCGCGGACCGCCGGGACCAUCUGGAAACGUCGGACAGCCAGGUCCAGAUGCCCCAUACGUUCCGCCUCCAUCACCGGGACCACGUGGACCACCUGGAGCUCGAGGUUUGCCGGGAAAACGUGGCAGUGACGGAGCUGGCGGUUUUGCCGGACGUCCCGGAACCCCUGGUUUAGACGCAGGAUACUGUCCUUGCCCUCCGAGAAUCCUCCAAAAAGAAUUAGAAACCAAUGAAGAACACAGCUACAUAUAUCCUGAGCGUCAAGGAAACAAUCCGAUAGAUUCCAUAAAAGCAGGAAGCCAAAGCAAACCUCUAGUCGACUACAAUCAAUAUAUUAUGGGAUGCGGAGAUUCCAUAAAAGCAGGAAGCCAAAGCAAACCUCUUAUCGACUACAAUCAGUAUUUUAUGGGAUGCGGCAUGCAAAAAUGA